Messenger RNA from Pogona vitticeps (central bearded dragon), 981 nucleotides. RefSeq names its product regulator of microtubule dynamics 1 (gene RMDN1). Gene Ontology annotation, molecular function: microtubule binding. Gene Ontology annotation, cellular component: mitotic spindle pole; mitochondrion; spindle microtubule. NCBI's taxonomy places the organism in Eukaryota, Metazoa, Chordata, Lepidosauria, Squamata, Agamidae. The record is from RefSeq and is a predicted model, not a curated record.
AUGGCGGCGUCCGUGGCUGCAGGAGCAGCGCGGCGCUUUUCCCGCUGUGCCUCUUUGAGGAGGACCCGACUCUCCUGGGAAGCUCCAAGGGCAAACCUCAGCUGGCAGAGGCAAGCUCUCUCCGCUCGAGGAGGAGGAGGAGGAAGCGAGGUGUUAGAAAAGCUGAGGCUAUUUAGAAGAACACUUGCUUUCUCAGCAUUGUCCUGCUUGGGGUAUGAAGCAUACGUGUUAAUCUCUCAGUCCUCUGUGGUUCAUGCUGAUGCCAAAGUUGAUGAAGUCCUGGAUCAAGCAGACUAUUUGUAUGAGAGUGGGGAAACCGAAAAGCUUUUUCAGUUGCUGGAGCAACACAAAAACAGUGAGAAUGCAGAGGUGCUGUGGCGUCUGGCACGAGCAUCACGGGAUCUUGCUCAGCUUAGUCAUACUCCUGUGGAGAGGAAGAAGCAGUUGACCUAUGAAGCCCUUGAUUAUGCAGAGAAAGCACUUAAGAAAGACCCGUCAUGUUUUAGUGUGCACAAGUGGUAUGGAAUUUGUGUGAGUGACGUGGGAGAAUACGAAGGAAUCAAGAAAAAAAUUGCCAAUGCUUUUGUUAUUAAGGAGCACUUCCAGAAAGCAAUUGAACUAAAUCCGAAAGAUGCAACAUCACUUCACCUUAUGGGUAUUUGGUGUUACACAUUUGCUGAAAUGCCGUGGUAUCAGAGCAAAAUAGCUGCAAUUUUGUUCUCAACACCACCCAGCUCCAGCUAUCAAGAGGCUUUGAAUUACUUUCAGAAGGCUGAAGAUGUUGAGCCAAAUUUCUAUAGUAAAAACUUGCUGUUCUUGGGAAAGACAUAUAUGAAGUUAAACAACAGAAAGAUGGCUCUUCUGUGGUUAACAAAGGCCAAAGAACGGGUGGCACACACAGAGGAGGAUAAGCAGGAAAACACAGUACCAUUGAUAGAGAUUAUAGAUACAUGGGCAUUAGCAUAGUAAUUGUAAAAGGUA